Messenger RNA from Seminavis robusta, 1620 nucleotides. Lineage: Eukaryota; Bacillariophyta; Bacillariophyceae; Naviculales; Naviculaceae. The record is from the annotation of a GenBank genome assembly.
CGUACCUGAAAUAGCUAGUCUAGUCAGCUACCAUGUACCAGGUAGCUAGUCUGCUAUUACGUGAGAACCUUCAAACAUAUCUUUUUGGAUCUUUCUCAGGCAGGUUCGACAUUGCUUAAACUCCAUCCAGAAGCGCGAUUGUUGUUGAUGCUGUUGUCGUUGGGCACAAAAAGAGACGAAGAAUCAAUCAAGUUGUAGACUAAUAACAAACAAGAAACUCCGACAAUGAAGACGUAUCUUCUCACCGGAGACAUUGGAGGGACCAACUCCCGCAUGGGUCUGUACUCGACGUCCUCCCCAGAACCCCUCAAGGUCAAGAUCUAUCGCAACCAGGACCAUCUUCCUACUGACAACCGAGAAGGAAGCACAGUGUUUCAAGACAAGAUUGUUGCACCAUUUCUCAAAUUGUGUUUUGAGGAGCUCAGCAUUAGCCCUGAUGACGCCAACAAUAUAUCUUCCGAUUUUCGGAUUGUGGCCUGCUUGGCAUGUGCGGGGCCCGUGCAAAACAAUAAAGUCCGUAUGAGCAAUCUGGGCUACCUCUCGGUCGACGGAGGCGUUAUCGGCAAUUCCUCCAAGCCAUAUUUGGUUCACAUCCAUCACUGUUCUGUCAUUAACGAUUUUGUGGCGCAAGGAUAUGGGUGCCUGACUUUGCAAUCCCAGGAGGUCAAACACUUGUACGGACCAAAAUCCUGGCCGGAUUCUGGACCCAAAGUUUGUGUGGGUGCCGGAACUGGAUUGGGAGAGUGCUACCUAACACCCGCAGUGGGUUCCGGAAUCUACUCUUGCUUCCCGAGUGAAGGUGGUCAUGUGGAAUACACUCCAAGGUCCGACCUUGAAAUCAAAAUGCUCAAAUACCUCCGGGAAAAGUUCGCCUCCAAGACCCGCAUUUCGGUGGAACGAGUAGUGUCGGGGAUUGGUUUGGCCAAUGUUUAUGAAUUUUUAGCACAGGAAUAUCCCGAUCGUGUGGAUAAAAAGGUCCAGGCAGAGUUUGAUGCCGCUGGAGAUGACAAGGGACGAGUGGUGGCAACCAAUGCAGGCCCAGGAAGCCUGUGCCUGGAAGCCAUGGACCUCAUGAUGAGUGCUUAUGGUUGUGAGGUUGGCAAUGCCGCAAUCAAGUUCAUGCCCACGGGUGGACUAUUUGUUACUGGAGGACUGACUCCCAAAAAUAUCAAGCACAUUGAGGGGGCAGACACUAAGUUUAUGCAAGCUUACGUGGACAAAGGUCGUGUGAAGACGCUGCUGGAUACUGUGCCAACUUUUGCUGUCCUGACUGAAGACCUAGGUGUUCGGGGAGCCUACAAGUGUGCCAUGAUGGACUUCGAGCGUAUCUGCGGCGCAAGCCAUGAGCAGAGCCACAAAAAGGACAAGGAUGAGAAACUUGGAAUGAUCCUAACCAUGGUUUCCGUUGCGGCUGCUGCCUAUGUUACUGGAGCCAUGCUUUCAAAGUCCAAGUAAGUAGCAACGAUGACUGCAUAGGAUAGGAGACAAAAAUUUCGGUUGCACGUUCUAGCUAGCCUCAGGUUGCUGAACCGGAAGUAGCUGAUGAAUAGUUCUCGGUGCAUACUAGUACACUGGAUUGUGUCCUAAACAACAUAUCUACCUAGUUCCUUUCGUACUUCU